GCAGUGUUUGUUUCGUCCAUUGAUUGGUUGCUUAGCUUUGAAAUGUUGGAGAGAUUUGUCGGCGUUUUUCUCCCUAUUUCUCACUCCCAUUGAAAAGCAUAGCAAUCGAGCAGUGAAUGCGUUGAAUGACUGCAAAACUCACAACUCAUUGAGUGUUUGCAGCGAAAAGUCUGGCAUUCAUUGAACGAAACGAUACAUCGAUUGGAGUGUUGAGAGAGUGAAGAGUGAGAAGUGUUGAGAAGUGUUGUACUGUUUGUGUCACUCAUUAUUGUCACACAUCUUAUAAGAGAGAGACGUCGAGACGUUUGGAUCCCACGACCACUACUACUACUGACCGACCCUUUGCUGUGACCACCGCUCGCGAAGACAGACAUCGGCGACAAUGGCAGCGAUACUGCCCAUCAGAUUCCAAGAACACCUACAGCUGACGGCCAUCGGUAUCAAUGCGGCGAAUAUAAGCUUCAAUACACUGACGAUGGAAAGCGAUAAAUACAUUUGUGUCCGCGAAAAGGUGGGCGAAUCGGCACAAGUGGUGAUCAUCGAUAUGGCCAACAGUCAGACACCGAUCCGGCGGCCAAUUAGCGCCGACUCGGCUAUUAUGAACCCACAGACCAAAGUGAUCGCUCUUAAAGCUAUGCGAACGCUUCAGAUAUUCAACAUUGAGAUGAAGUCUAAGAUGAAGGCACACACACUGAACGAAGACGUGGUCUUCUGGAAGUGGAUUAACGUGAAUACCAUAUCACUGGUGACCGAAACGGCGGUCUUUCACUGGUCUAUGGAAGGCGACACUUUGCCCGUCAAGAUGUUUGACAGACACACGUCUCUGAAUGGCUGCCAAAUCAUUAAUUACCGAAACGAUCAAUCAUUGAAAUGGCUUCUGUUGAUCGGCAUCUCCGCACAGCAAAACCGAGUGGUGGGAGCGAUGCAGUUGUAUUCAGUGGAGCGCAAAGUGAGUCAACCGAUUGAAGGACACGCGGCGGCGUUCACUCAAUUCAAAUGCGAAGGCAAUGCCGAACAGUCGACUCUAUUCUGUUUCGCCGCCCGAACUCAGGCCGGAGGGAAGCUCCAUGUGAUCGAAGUGGGAACGCCUCCCACCGGUAAUCAGCCCUACACUAAGAAAGCGGUGGACGUGUUCUUCCCGCCCGAAGCGCAGAACGAUUUUCCCGUCGCUAUGCAAAUGUCACCCAAAUAUGAUAUCGUAUAUCUGAUCACAAAAUACGGUUAUAUCCAUCUCUACGACGUGGAGACCGGGACCUGUAUUUACAUGAAUAGGAUCAGCGCCGACACUAUCUUUGUGACCGCGCCCUACGACCUGACGAGUGGUAUAAUUGGCGUCAACCGAAAAGGACAGGUGCUGUCGGUUAGUGUGGAGGAGGAGAACCUAAUCCCUUACAUCACGAAUACGCUUCAGAACCCGGAUCUGGCCUUCAGAAUCGCUGCGCGCAAUAACCUGACCGGUGCUGACGAUCUGUUUGUUCGCAAGUUUAAUACACUGUUUACGAACGGCACGUACGCCGAAGCGGCCAAAGUGGCGGCCAAUGCGCCCAAAGGCAUAUUAAGGACACCCCAAACAAUACAGCGUUUCCAACAGGUGCCCACACAAGCGGGUCAGACAUCACCACUGCUGCAGUACUUCGGCAUUCUCUUAGAUCAGGGACAGCUCAAUAAGUACGAGUCGCUCGAACUCUGUCGACCAGUCCUUCAACAGAAUCGCAAACAAUUGCUCGAGAAAUGGCUUAAAGACGAUAAGUUGGAGUGCAGUGAAGAGUUGGGCGAUUUGGUGAAAUCGGUGGACCCAACGCUGGCCCUAUCGGUGUAUCUUCGGGCCAAUGUGCCCAACAAAGUGAUCCAAUGUUUCGCCGAAACGGGUCAGUUCCAGAAGAUUGUGCUCUACGCCAAGAAAGUGGGCUAUUCUGCCGAUUACGUGAGUCUCCUGAGGCAAGUGAUGCGUACGAACCCAGACCAGGGCGCCGGCUUCGCGCAGAUGCUCGUCGCCGAUGAGGAGCCCUUGGCUGAGAUCAACCAAAUUGUCGACGUCUUCAUGGAGUCCAAUCUGGUUCAGCCGUGCACUGCGUUCCUGUUGGACGCCCUCAAGAAUAACCGUCAGACCGAAGGCCCCCUUCAGACCCGACUGCUUGAGAUGAAUUUGAUGACUGCGCCGCAAGUGGCCGACGCCAUACUCGGCAACCAGAUGUUCACGCACUACGAUAGGGCACAUGUGGCCCAGUUGUGCGAAAAGGCCGGUCUAUUGCAACGAGCGCUCGAACACUACACCGAUUUGUAUGACAUAAAGCGAGCCAUAGUUCACACACACCUAUUGAAUCCCGAAUGGCUGGUCAACUACUUCGGCUCACUAUCAGUCGACGACUCGAUCGAGUGUCUGAAGCAAAUGCUGACCAAUAAUAUCAGACAAAAUCUUCAGAUUUGCGUACAGGUGGCCACCAAAUAUCACGAACAACUGUCCACAACCUCUCUCAUCGAUCUGUUCGAGUCGUUCAAGUCAUAUGAGGGUCUCUUCUAUUUCCUCGGAUCCAUUGUUAACUUCAGUCAAGACCCGGACGUCCACUUCAAGUACAUUCAGGCCGCGUGUAAAACGGGUCAAAUCAAAGAAGUUGAACGCAUUUGUCGCGAGAGUAACUGUUAUAACGCCGAACGCGUGAAGAACUUCUUGAAAGAGGCGAAACUGACGGAUCAGUUGCCGCUAAUCAUUGUUUGCGAUCGUUUCGAUUUCGUUCACGACUUAGUAUUAUAUCUCUACAGAAAUAAUUUGCAAAAAUAUAUUGAGAUUUAUGUGCAAAAAGUGAAUCCAUCACGUCUUCCGGUUGUCAUCGGCGGACUCUUGGAUGUGGACUGCGCUGAGGACGUGAUCAAACAGCUAAUAAUGGUAGUGAGGGGUCAGUUCUCUACCGAUGAAUUGGUCGAAGAGGUCGAGAAACGGAACCGUUUGAAACUGUUGUUGCCGUGGCUGGAGAUGCGCAUCCAUGAGGGCAUCAACGAGUCGGCCACUCAUAACGCUUUGGCAAAGAUCUACAUCGACUCCAACAACAAUCCCGAGAGGUUUCUCAAAGAGAACCAGUUUUACGACAGCAAAGUUGUGGGCAAAUACUGCGAGAAACGUGACCCCCAUCUCGCGUGUCAGGCCUACGAGCGCGGGCAGUGCGACCUCGAGCUCAUCAAAGUGUGCAAUGAAAACUCGCUCUUCAAGAGUGAGGCCCGAUAUCUGGUGCGGCGAAGAGAUCCCGACCUUUGGGUAGAAGUUCUUCAGGAGACUAAUCCAUUCCGACGACAACUCAUUGAUCAGGUCGUCCAAACAGCACUUUCCGAAACACAAGAUCCCGAAGACAUUUCAGUGACAGUGAAGGCAUUCAUGACCGCAGAUCUUCCCAACGAAUUGAUCGAACUCUUGGAGAAGAUAGUGUUGGAUAGUUCCGUGUUUUCUGAUCACCGAAACCUCCAGAACCUAUUGAUUUUGACGGCCAUCAAAGCCGACAGGACUCGAGUGAUGGAAUACAUCAACCGAUUGGACAAUUACGACGCGCCGGACAUCGCAAACAUCGCCAUCGGCUCUGAGCUCUACGAGGAGGCGUUCGCCAUAUUUAAGAAGUUUGAAGUGAACACAUCUGCCAUUCAAGUGCUUAUAGAGCACAUCAAAAACCUGGACAGAGCCUAUGAGUUCGCCGAGCGAUGCAACGAACCCGCCGUUUGGAGCCAAUUAGCGAAGGCUCAACUCAGCGACAAUCUCGUCAAAGAGUCGAUCGAUUCGUUCAUUAAAGCGGGUGAUCCGUCGGCGUAUAUGGAUGUCGUCGCCACUUCUCAUAAGACCAACAGUUGGGAGGAUUUGGUUCGCUAUCUCCAGAUGGCCCGCAAGAAGGCGCGCGAGGCCUACAUCGAGUCGGAGCUGAUCUAUGCGUACGCGAAGACUAAUCGUUAUGCGGAUCUCGAAGAGUUUAUAUCGAAUCCAAAUCACGCCGACAUCUCUAAGAUCGGCGACCGGUGUUUCGAGAACGGUCUCUACGAACCGGCGAGGAUUCUGUACAACAAUGUGGCCAAUUAUGGUCGACUGGCCAUCACUUUAGUGCAUCUGAAGGAGUUUCAGGGAGCGGUGGACUCGGCCCGUAAGGCCAACUCGACCCGCACCUGGAAAGAGGUGUGCUUCGCGUGCGUCGACAACGAGGAGUUCCGAUUGGCGCAGAUGUGCGGCCUUCACAUAGUGGUGCACGCGGACGAACUCGAGGACCUGAUCAACUACUAUCAGGGACGCGGCUAUUUCGAGGAACUCAUCAGCCUAUUGGAGGCGGCGUUGGGUCUGGAGAGGGCACACAUGGGAAUGUUCACAGAGUUGGCGAUCCUAUACUCGAAGUACAAGCCGUCGAAAAUGCGCGAACACUUGGAACUGUUCUGGAGUCGCGUCAAUAUUCCCAAAGUGUUACGCGCGGCCGAAAGCGCGCACCUCUGGGCCGAACUGGUCUUCCUGUACGACAAGUACGAAGAGUUCGAUAACGCGAUCAUAACAAUGAUGAACCACCCGACCGAAGCCUGGCGUGAGGGCCACUUCAAGGACAUGAUCACCAAAGUGGCCAACGUUGAGCUCUACUACCGGGCCAUUCAGUUCUAUUUGGACCACAAACCCAUGCUUCUCAACGACCUGUUGUUGGUGUUGGCGCCGCGCAUGGAUCACACCCGAGCUGUCAAUUUCUUUGCGAAAACCAAUCACUUGCCGCUCGUUAAGGCAUACCUGCGUUCAGUGCAGAGUCUGAACAACAAAGCCAUUAACGAAGCCCUCAAUGAUCUACUGAUCGAAGAGGAGGACUACCAGGGAUUGCGGACAUCGAUCGACGCGUUCGACAACUUCGAUACCAUAGCGUUGGCCCAAAGGCUGGAGAAACACGAGUUGAUUGAAUUUCGACGAAUCGCCGCUUAUCUCUACAAAGGGAACAACCGAUGGAAACAGUCUGUGGAGCUCUGCAAGAAGGACGGCCUCUACAAGGAUUGCAUGGAAUACGCGGCCGAAUCAAAACAGGCAGAUGUGGCCGAAGACCUGCUCCUCUGGUUCCUCGAGAAGAAGAACUUCACGUGCUUUUCGGCGGUUCUGUUCCAGUGCUAUGAUCUGAUCCACGCGGAUGUGGUGCUGGAGCUGUCGUGGAGGCACGACAUCAUGCAGUACGCGAUGCCUUACUUCAUACAAAUCACCAGAGAAUACAUCACGAAAGUCGAUGAACUCAAAGAAGUGGUCGAAACCAAACUCGAAGAGUCGAGUUCUGAACAGAAGUCACUCGUUUACUCGGCCGAACCUCAACUCAUGUUGACAGCACCGGUCGGUAUGGUUGGUGCGGCCCCAGUGGGCGGCUUUGUGGGCGCACCCGGUGUUGGGCCAUUGGGACCGGUGGCCGGACAACAGUUCUAUCAGGGCUAUGGAAUGUAACCGAAAUCAUAAUUUAAUCAUUAUUAAUUUAAAUGAUAUAUGGAUUAAAAACUAUUAUAACUAUUAUUAAUUGAAAAAACAUUUUUUGUAUUUAUUGUUUUAAAGUUUUUAAGAUUUACGCCUCUUUUCUGAUCGCAUUCCCUGUUUAUUAUGACUUUUGUGGACUAUAUAUGUGACCGAUUUUACCAUAAUUUAUAUAUCAAUUAAUAUAACAUUAGAAUUAGUAUUUUGUUAUCGAAAAAGCAAUUUAGUGGACAUAAAUACCAUCAUGAAAAGCCCUAACUAUUAUGUAUUGACAAAACCUUAUUUUAACGUUAAAUAAAAUCUACAAAACAUUGCUAUUAAUCAA
Medioppia subpectinata is the source of this 5771-nucleotide messenger RNA. The record is from the annotation of a GenBank genome assembly. NCBI's taxonomy places the organism in Eukaryota, Metazoa, Arthropoda, Arachnida, Sarcoptiformes, Oppiidae.